AUGAGUCUCGCAAGUCGACCAUACGGCUCUUGUUCAGCACUUGAGUUUUACUUAAACUCUAGUGCAAUGAGCUUUAAUUUAUAUGAAAUGUCCAAAAGCCUUUCUAUGGGACUGCUUUGCGGAUAUCCUUUAAGUAAGAUUCUCUCCCAAAGUACGGUUUUUGGCUCCGAAUGUAUCAGAGAAAAUUUUACAGCCGUGGAACUGAUCGGGGGCGAAGACAUGCCCACUUUUCAAGUCUCGACGUACGGUCUCUAUACCACCAACUCUUUCUUAACCGCACACUUGGAAGACGACGUUCCUGAGACCGCGUGGCUUUUGUCACGACCGUUAUUAAGUAUUGAGCACAAGCCCAGAACGUGCAUUAUGUACCAGGUUGGGAAGCAAGGCGCUAUUGUGCUACUAUGCUGUAUCAAUUUGCUUAAUUACAUUGAUCGCGGCAUCAUUCCGGGAGCCCCGGAAAAGUUUAAUCAUUUUAUUACGAACACCUUAGAUGUGAGCGUUUUGCGCCAGUCCGUGUACUUUGGCCUACUAACUUCUGCAUUUAUCGCCAGCUAUUCGAUCUUUUCCAUCGUAUUUGGCUACUUUGCACUAACGCAUCGACCUUUUCGCAUCAUUGCAUUGGGUAUGACUGUUUGGGUGGUGGCCGUGGCCAUCUGUGGCGUGGCUCAGGCCUCUCAGAGCUAUUACGUACUAAUCAUUGGGCGCCUUGUUAGUGGAGUCGGCGAAGCUUCAUUCCAGUGUACAGCGACACCCUUUAUUAAUCGACACGCACCACCGGCAAAGCGCUCGCUGUAUCUUGGCAUUUACCUGGCUUCCAUUACUGUAGGUACCGCUGUUGGAUACAUCUAUGGAUCUAUUUUCGCCAGCUCGGGUUGCGGCUGGGCAGGGGCCUAUUUUGUGGAAGGCAUUAUCAUGAUUGGAUUUAUCGUCUGCUGUCUUACCAUUGUGCCAGAUGAGCUCAAUCAGAUUCCGGCCCAUAUUGUGGAGCGAGAUGAAAUCGAGCACAAGCAAAGCUCGGUGGCGAUAGUGCCAAACACUCCUGACGACGAGGAGAAGGCACGAACAACAGUGUUUUGGGAAGAUCAAGACCGCAGUCAACCCUUGGAAAAGCCAUCUUUUCUCGAAGAAUGGUGGGCCAUCUUUACGUGCUGGCCAUUCAUGCUAAUUAUUCUUGGACAUGCAGCCUAUACAUUCUCUCUAGCGGCUAUGAGUACCUUUAGUCCAGCGAUUUUCAUCGGAUUACGACUUUUUGAGGAUGAGACAACCGUGUCACUUAUCUUUGGUGGUCUUGUGGCUAUCACUGGUACUAUCGGUACGCCACUGGGUGGCAUUCUAGUCGACUACUUGGCAAAAAAGAAACCUGAUGAAAUCGGACGUCGCUGCGUGAUCUCGGUUAAAGCACUGUUUUAUUUCAUGGUGGCCGCGGUCGCGUUUGGGCUUGUGAUGGUGGCAUUUACCAGCCUUAAAGUGAUAUGCUUAAUCUUUCUUACCCUCUGUUUGUUCUGCAUGUGUGCUCUCACCGUUCCCGAGACGAUUGCCAUACUUGAACUCUUUCCAGAGUCGCGUCGAUCAAUGGCGGUUGCAGCAAAUACACUAGUAAUCCAUGCUUUAGGAGACGUGCCAUCUCCGAUCAUUCUGGGUGCGAUCAAGGAUGCAUGGGCGCCUGAUUGUGGCACCGUUGAGAUUGAUGGUGAGGCAGGGCUUAAUCCAGCUUGUGCAGAAGACCAUGUUGGUCUUCGAAAUGUGCUGCUCUUUGCCGUCCUUUGGCUUGUUUGGGGUGUCAUUUUUUGGGGUGUCGCUGUCAUUGUCUUAAAACAAAAACAAGAGGAGGAGAAGCGACAUGCGGCGCGAAGAGGCUUGAUGGUCAGCGCCUUGUAA
Plasmopara halstedii is the source of this 1878-nucleotide messenger RNA. Its product is annotated as major facilitator superfamily. Bases 1 to 1878 code for a protein of 625 amino acids. The transcript has a single exon. The record is from RefSeq and is a predicted model, not a curated record. Gene Ontology annotation, molecular function: transmembrane transporter activity. Gene Ontology annotation, biological process: transmembrane transport. NCBI's taxonomy places the organism in Eukaryota, Oomycota, Peronosporomycetes, Peronosporales, Peronosporaceae. Gene Ontology annotation, cellular component: membrane.